AUGUCUCCAAAUGACCUGUUGACAGACCGGGGCAGCCCAAGCCAGCAGACAGUGUGUGGGGCUGGGCAGGAACCUGGCCGGAACCGUGGCACCUCUUAUGCCUUAUCCCACGGUGUGGCUCAGGUGGCCUUCCUCCAGGGAGAGAGGAAAGGGCAGGAGAAUCUAAAGACAGACCUGGUGCGGCGGAUCAAGAUGCUGGAGUAUGCACUGAAGCAGGAAAGGGCCAAAUAUCAUAAACUGAAGUUUGGGACAGACCUGAACCAGGGGGAGAAGAAACCAGACCUGUCAGAGCAAGUCUCCAAUGGCCCAGUGGAGUCGGUCACCCUGGAGAACAGCCCGCUGGUGUGGAAGGAGGGCCGGCAGCUUCUGCGGCAGUACCUGGAAGAGGUGGGCUACACCGACACCAUCCUUGAUAUGCGCUCCAAGCGUGUGCGUUCCCUGCUGGGCCGGUCGCUGGAGCUCAAUGGGGCAGCCGAGCCCAGCGAUGGGGGCCCUCGGGCAGCACCAGGUCCUGGGGCACUCAGUGGCGGCGAGUCUCUGCUGGUGAAGCAGAUCGAGGAGCAGAUCAAGAGGAAUGCAGCGGGCCAAGACGGCAAAGAGCGCCUGGGUGGCUCGGUGCUGGAGCACAUCCCCUUCCUGCAGAACUGCGAGGACGAGGACAGCGACGAGGAUGACGAGCUGGACAGCGUGCAGCACAAAAAACAGCGCGUGAAGCUGCCAUCCAAGGCCCUGGUGCCUGAGAUGGAGGACGAGGAUGAGGAGGACGACUCAGAGGAUGCCAUCAAUGAGUUCGACUUCCUGGGCUCAGGAGAGGAUGGGGAGGGGUCUCCGGACCCCAGGCGCUGCGCUGGCGAGGGGAAUCCCCAUGAACUAGAAAGCCGUCGGGUCAAACUCCAGGGAAUUCUGGCUGACCUUCGGGAUGUGGACGGGCUGCCCCCCAAAGUGACGGGCCCACCUCCUGGCACCCCCCAGCCCCGGCCUCACGAAGGUUCCUUUGGCUUCUCCUCAGACGUUUUCAUCAUGGACACUAUCGGGGGCGGGGAGGUGAGCCUGGGGGACUUGGCAGAUCUCACCGUCACCAACGACAACGAUCUCAGCUGUGAUCUGUCCGACAGCAAAGAUGCUUUCAAGAAGACGUGGAACCCUAAGUUCACCCUGCGCUCACACUACGACGGCAUCCGCUCCCUGGCCUUCCACCACAGCCAGUCGGCGCUGCUCACCGCCUCUGAGGAUGGCACCCUGAAGCUGUGGAACCUGCAGAAGGCGGCCACAGCCAAGAAGAACACCGCACUGGACGUGGAGCCCAUCCAUGCCUUCCGCGCCCACAGGGGCCCCGUGCUGGCCGUGGCCAUGGGCAGCAACAGCGAGCGCUGCUACAGCGGCGGCGCCGACGCCCGCAUCCACAGCUGGAAGAUCCCGGACCUCAACAUGGACCCCUACGAUGGCUACGACCCCAGUGUGCUGAGUCACGUCCUGGAGGGCCACGGGGACGCCGUGUGGGGCCUGGCCUUCAGUCCCGCCUCCCAGCGCCUGGCCUCCUGCUCUGCCGACGGCACCAUUCGCAUCUGGGACCCCAGCAGCAGCAGCCCGGCCUGCCUCUGCACCUUCCCCACAGCCAGCGAGCACGGGGUCCCCACCUCAGUGGCCUUCACCAGCACCGAGCCCACCCACAUCGUGGCGUCCUUCCGCUCCGGUGACACCGUCCUGUAUGACCUGGAGGCCGGCAGCGCCCUCCUCACACUGGAGUCCCGGGGAGGCAGUGGUCCCAUGCAGAUCAACCAGGUGGUGAGUCACCCCAACCAGCCACUCACCAUCACUGCCCACGACGACAGGGGCAUCCGCUUCCUGGACAACAGGACAGGUAAAUCCGUGCACUCCAUGGUCGCCCACCUGGACGCCGUCACCUGCCUGGCUGUGGACCCCAAUGGCGUGUUCCUGAUGUCAGGCAGCCACGACUGCUCUCUGCGCCUGUGGAGCCUGGACAACAAGACGUGUGUGCAGGAGAUUACAGCUCAUCGGAAGAAGCACGAGGAGGCCAUCCACGCGGUGGCCUGCCACCCCAGCAAGGCCCUCAUUGCCAGCGCUGGCGCCGACGCCCUAGCCAAGGUCUUCGUAUGAUGCCUGCCCGGCCUCACUCUGGCCACACGGUGGCUGCAGAUCGGGGCCCGGCAGGUGGGGCGGAGGUGAGGGCAUCAGACUUUUUCCUGCUGUGGGUGGGAAGGGCAGAAUGCUCGUCCUUGCGCUGGACUGCCCUCACAGCCCCUCCUUCAGGCUGUGCCAAGUCCCCUAGUCCUAGGAAAAUGGCUGACACGCCUCUGGGAACGUGGGGCGGCGCUGGACCUCGAGAGGAGCCCUAACCUAUUGUCCUGGUCCAGUCUCCAGUCUCCCGACCUGAGUCUCUGCAGGCGGCUCCCAGCCUCCUCCCACCUGCCCCAGAGCCUGGUGGUGCUAAAGGCCCCUUCUCCAGAAAUGCCCUGCCCCUUCCCCGCCCCUCCAGCGGGGCCCCAAGGCCUGCUCCUGCCAUUGGCUGCCCUCCCAACUGCAGCGGCAGCCAGGACCAGGGGUCCUUGGGGGUCCUUUUUUUUCCAAGAUGCCACAAGGUGCCAGAUUCUGCCCUUGAGCCCUGCCCCGCCUCUGCCUCCAGCCUCCCAGUAGGGAAGUCUCCAGACACCCCCCUGCUGUCCAACACUAACCCGGCCUCUAGGACCAGGAAUUGCUUGGGGAGGCUGCUCCAGACGAGCCCACUCCUGCAAGGGCAGCCCUCCCAGCCCCCCACAAGAGGCCAGGCGGAGAGGGUAGGGCAGGCCCUGGGCCCCCAACUCCCUGUAUAUCUGUAUAAAUGGAUGGGACUUUAAAGGCGCCACCCACAUUAUCACUGUGUGAUAGUCUGUCUGUCUCCUGGCUCCACACUUUGCCUCUAUUUAUUUCACUCUGUCUGGGUUCCCUCACUGCACCCUUGGUCCCUCCCCCACCCCCCUACCUUCAGGCCCCUGUUUAUAAGCCUCAACCCUCACCUCUGCCCUGAACUUGUAUGUGAA
Molecule: messenger RNA, 3038 nt
Organism: Dipodomys ordii (Ord's kangaroo rat)
Lineage: Eukaryota; Metazoa; Chordata; Mammalia; Rodentia; Heteromyidae
Gene: Strn4
Product: striatin, calmodulin binding protein 4
Exons: 16
Coding region: 1-2118 (705 amino acids)
Cellular component (GO): dendrite
Molecular function (GO): calmodulin binding; protein-containing complex binding; armadillo repeat domain binding
Source: RefSeq, a predicted model, not a curated record